AUGUCCCCCACUCGCAAAUACUCUACGGACAAUGGUUUUGUGGAGGUAUCAGCGGGCCAACUAUCCACAUCAACCUCUGAGGCGACUUUAAUGAGUCGUUUUCACUCGUAUUUACGCUCCUCAAGGUUGGUCCAGAAGUUCAUGACUCUUCUUCGAACGCUUGGGCUCAAGGUAGUCACCUUCCUUGGCGGCAAUGAUGAUGAACCUCCGAAGGUCUUGAUUGACUCCUCAAGACGGCUCGCAAUCGCCCGCUGUGCGGUCCAUCUCAUUCCCGCAUUCCUGUCCAUCGGCCUAAUCACGCUCAACUGUGUGGGGUUUUUCAUCGGCAAUGAACUGCAGGGCCUCCAGGACCUGGAUGAGCUUAAACUCGGUGCGCUCCAGGUCGGGGCCAAAGUUCAGGAACUUCUCAUAGUCGCGAGCGUGGGCUCUGUCAUCUUCCACCUUCUUCGCCACGAACUUGUCUUCGGUGACGGUGUAACCCUUGGGUUGCUCGUUUCGGGCUUCUCCUUUGCUCAACUUAGCUACUUCUGGUCUCCCGAGUUUCUAGGGAGUCUCGGUUGGGGCUGGGGUCAUGGUGAAAAUGUGUCCCACGAACAGCGAUGGAAACGUCGCGGCUUUAUUCUCCUCGUAUUCAUCGGCGGCGCUCUAGCUCUCAUGGCUGGUCCCGCGACGGCAGUGCUUAUGAUGCCCAGGAAAAUGGACUGGCCAGUCGGUGGUGGCGUCUAUUGGCUCAAUGGAAGCGAUGACCAACUAUGGCCCAAGUUCCUCAACGCAGACUAUUAUUCCGAAAUCAACUGCACGCUCGACGCCGGCCAAUUCACCGACAAUAGGUGCCCUUCUUGUGGCUUUCUUUCCAUGUAUCAGCACUUCAUCUCGUGGUGGAAUGGUUACAGCGCGGGACACAUCUUUGAGCUGAACGAUGGGUUCCAGCGAAAGGCAGUCUACGCGAGGCCUGCAUUGAUCUCUGAUGCCAACACCUGGGUCUACUCUGCGCAUGCCGCGACUGCGGUUCUGCAGGACGCGAUGAGGGGCCAUCACAGGAGCGCUUUGAAAUAUCUGGCCACGAAGCAUCCGUACCUGCAACCUUUCCCUAAGUGUCUAGAUUGGGCGAAGCCGAAGCGUUACCAGGCUGAGACAAAGGUGCCAGCUGCGAGGGUCUUUUGUGAGCUCCAGGGCAUCAUGGAUCUUGGUGGCAGAAACCUGACAGUCAAGUUCCCCAACUUGAAAGGCAUUGACGAGUAUUGGAAAGGUAAGGGUAAGCCCGAAGUAAACGAAGUGCAUGGUGCCAUGGUACUGGAUAGCGUUGAUGUUCUGGGCGACGCGCAACGAGCCUUGGUCGCUCGGGGAAUUCUGCAAGAUGAAAAGUCGACUCUGAACACCUCCAUCUUUGACGACCGACGCGACGUACUCAUCGUCGCUACAGAUAUUUGGGACGCCACAAAGAACUCUCUGGGCCUUGUCAUUCUGUUCAAAGACUUGUUCAACCGCACUGAUGUCACCCCGGACAUAUCUCCACCAUCAAACGUCGUCGCCUGCUCCAUUGACACUCGUUGGACCAAAGCCAAAACGGUCAUGGAGACGACAGUGGACAUGCCUAUGGCCCAUGAGUAUUACGAGGGUAGGGUUCUCAACUUGAUCCAGACGGAACUCGCAUUCGAUGCUCGCAUGGGCUUUGUCCGCUUGAAUCCUCCACCCAAGCCGAUAAUGGAGGACAUCAGGUUGAGUACGGACUGGUACAACAUGUUGUCGCCCACGCUGCCCGACACAUCACCUGAUAACCUGCCAUGGUUGCCGAUCCAAGGAUUGAAGCGGACUACUCUUGAGACGUUGCUCAUCAGCAUCUACAGUGAGAAUUUCAGGCAGACUGAGCUUGAGAACCUCAUCGCUACUGUAUUCGUGGAUGGCCUGUCUCGCAGCGGCCUCAUACCAAACUACGAUGCAGCCCGCUUCCUCGAGGCAUGGCCGUAUGGCAACUUCACUGUCAACAGCACGAAGUUGGCUCGGAAGUUGCUGCGCCAGGGUGACCCAGUAGAGAUCUUUCCCGAGCCCACUAUCCUCAAGUCUGGGAACAUGACACGCAUGGAGAUGAAGGCCAUAUUCAGUGGCUAUGUCAUGACUGCACAAAACUGGUUCGACAAGCUUUCUAUGGCUGGUCUUAUCCUACACGCUGUGAUCGCUCUUAUACACACCAUCCUCGUUGUCAUCAUGGGCAAAACAGGCGGAGCGUGGGAUUCGAUUUUGGAACUGAUUGCCUUGACGCAAAGAUCUACACCACCUGGGGAGACUUUGCUUUCCAACACAUCUGCUGGUGUGCGGUCUCUAAAAACAGUCAAGUUGAUUGCCUGGGUAGAGGCGCCGGAAGCUGGGGAGACGACUGCGUUAGAGGACAAGGAGGUUCUGGGAGGGGAGUUGCAGAUGAGGUUCAAAACUCGCCUAGAUCGGCGUGACAAUGAUUUGAAACCAGCGGUGGAUAAGGUAUACGGGGUGCCACAGGGACACUGUCCACUACUGAGUCGCAAUACUGUGUAG
Molecule: messenger RNA, 2529 nt
Organism: Fusarium vanettenii 77-13-4
Lineage: Eukaryota; Fungi; Ascomycota; Sordariomycetes; Hypocreales; Nectriaceae
Exons: 3
Coding region: 1-2529 (842 amino acids)
Source: RefSeq, a predicted model, not a curated record